Alternaria alternata is the source of this 1532-nucleotide messenger RNA. RefSeq lists its product as hypothetical. NCBI's taxonomy places the organism in Eukaryota, Fungi, Ascomycota, Dothideomycetes, Pleosporales, Pleosporaceae. Bases 442 to 1431 code for a protein of 329 amino acids. The transcript has a single exon. The record is from RefSeq and is a predicted model, not a curated record.
GCUUGUAGGAAGUCCCGGAACCCCGUACCUUCCGACUUAUAGCACAACGCAUCUCAGCUACCUCACAAGUUGGCUGAUUUGCAUCGUAUUUCAAUUUACUCAGAAGUUCAGAGUCACCUCUAGUUCUGCAGCUCCUAAACCACGGCUAUCUGCCGUCCCCCAAAACUCAUCCCAAACUUAGUGUCCCGCGGUAUUACAAGGUGUACCUGCACGUCUGAAACAAGCCUCAGGCACGCCAUCAGACUCGCCACCGCAGAAGAGAAGAAAGGCGCCAUCCAUCCCUGUAUUACCCCAGACUUCGGAUUCGGAUCACGUCUUGUACUGAGGGCGACAAGCGAGGCUCCAAUACAGUGGAGAUGAUGUGGAUUUGACGUCUCUACAUUGACAGCUGCAUUGUAAUCCUUGCAUGACUGUGAUAGCAGAGUAAACAUUUAAUCGAAAAUGGUACGGUUCCUAGAUCUUCCCCGCGAAUUGCGCGAUGCGAUAUAUACAGAGCUGCUUUUAUCCUGUCGACCUUCUCCAAGUCUGAAGAACACACAAUCAGCAACUGGCUGGUGCCGCGUACGGGAACCCGAAGGGCCGUGGGAGAAUGGCUGUUUAAUCGCAUCACAGGGCACACCGCCCACCUGUGCUAGCUUCCUGGCAUGCAACCGUCAAAUUAAUGAGGAACUGAUGCAAAUCAUUGCAAGAGCGAACCGGAAAUGGGGGCUUGCUGCAUGCAUGGACUGUGUGGAAAUUGAUGGAACACAUUACUUCACUUGGCUUUCCCUGCCGCUCGUCAGGACAAAAAAGAACAAGUCGCCCAGAAACGGAGAUGAGGAUAGGCACGUGUGGCUUAGUGGGUUCCUAUCAAGCUGGGCGUCUCUGUUUCUUGGUGGUGGAACGUAUCACCACGUUGUCGGCAACGUCGCGAAGACACCAGCCUACACAACGAGUAUUGAGCAGCUACGGAUAGACAUUCGCCUCUUUACACCAGCCAAGACAGGCGGACUCCCUCCUCAUGAUCAAACUGCAUGGGAGAUAUGCGCAGUCCUCAAGCAUAUAUUCGAGCAAGGCCCGGACCCCAUUCAUAGGAGUCGAAAGGUAGCAUUUAUUGACGAAGUCGUCUUGAAUUUGCUGCCUGCAUGCCUAUUGGGCAAUACUUCCCAGACUUCCAGUCCAGAUGGUAGCAACGAUAUGGAUCACGAUAUAUACUUCAAACCAGAGAGCCCUAUUGUCAUUAUCAGCCACGAGUUAGUCAACAUCUGGCAAAAGAUCUGGACUGCGAACGACUUCAACACGGUUGAUUAUCAGGCACGGUACUAUCGAAUGCUACUAGAGAAGAUCAACAGAGUCCGCGUCUGUGUAGAUGGAAAGACUUUCAAGACGAGAGAGUUGGCUGUCGAGCUCGAAAGAGGAAGAGCCGAGAUGAGGAGAAUCGAGAGGAGGUAGGCAGGCAGGCGCCGCUAGAAUAGCUAAGGGCUUUCCUUCUCUGAUCGGAGAGAUUCGUAGCGGUGUGGGAACAGUGAUCGAGCGUCCGGAGAUGAAGCGAC